This is a messenger RNA of Sciurus carolinensis (gray squirrel), 3410 nucleotides long. It is a transcript of the gene Abcg8, whose product is annotated as ATP binding cassette subfamily G member 8. The record is from RefSeq and is a predicted model, not a curated record. The transcript has 13 exons. Gene Ontology annotation, biological process: cholesterol homeostasis. Gene Ontology annotation, cellular component: plasma membrane. Bases 135 to 2156 code for a protein of 673 amino acids. Gene Ontology annotation, molecular function: ATP hydrolysis activity; ATP binding; ABC-type transporter activity. NCBI's taxonomy places the organism in Eukaryota, Metazoa, Chordata, Mammalia, Rodentia, Sciuridae.
GGGAGAGAGACUGGCACAGGAGAGGAGGACCCAGGUGGACGCAUUCGAGGGAACGAAGAGAAAGCUCUGACCCAGCAGGCGGCCACUAAGACCCAAAGGAGCUGCGCUGAAGGGGCACAGAUCUCUCGGGCUCCAUGGCUGAGAAGGCUGCGGCACAGACAGGGCUGUGGAAAGGGGCCUGUCCCCAGGAUGCCUCGGGCCUCCAGGACAGCUUGUUCUCCUCUGAAAGCGACAAUGGCCUGUACUUCACCUACAGUGGCCAGUCCAACACCCUGGAAGUCAGAGACCUCACCUACCAGGUGGACCUGGCCUCCCAGGUUCCUUGGUUCGAGCAGUUGGCUCAGUUCAAAAUACCUUGGAUGUCUCGCCGCCGCCAAGACUCAUGUGAGCUGGGCAUCCGGAACCUGAGCUUUAGAGUGAGAAGCGGGCAGAUGCUGGCCAUCAUCGGGAGCUCAGGCUGUGGGAGAACCUCAUUGCUGGAUGUGAUUACCAGCCGCGACCAUGGUGGCAAGAUAAAGUCAGGCAGAAUCUGGAUCAACGGGCAGCCCAGCACCCCUCAGGUCGUGAGGAAGUGUGUGGCCCACGUGCGUCAGCACGACCAGCUGCUGCCCAAUCUCACUGUUCGAGAGACUCUGACCUUCGUUGCCCAGAUGCGCCUGCCCAGAAGCUUCUCCCAAGCUCAGCGUGACAAAAGGGUGGAGGACGUGAUCGCUGAGCUGCGGCUGCGGCAGUGCGCCAACACCCGCGUGGGCAACGCGUACGUGCGCGGGGUGUCUGGGGGCGAGCGGAGGCGAGUCAGCAUCGGGGUUCAGCUUCUGUGGAACCCAGGAAUCCUCAUCCUGGACGAACCCACCUCCGGGCUCGACAGCUUCACCGCCCACAACCUGGUGAAAACCUUGUCCCGUCUGGCCAAAGGCAACAGGCUGGUGCUCAUCUCCCUCCACCAGCCUCGGUCGGACAUCUUCAAGCUGUUUGACCUGGUCCUCCUGAUGACGUCCGGCACCACCAUCUACCUCGGAGCCGCCCAGCACAUGGUCCAGUAUUUCACGGCAAUCGGCUACCCCUGUCCCCGCUACAGCAACCCUGCCGACUUCUAUGUGGACUUAACCAGCAUUGACAGGCACAGUCGGGAGCAGGAAAUGGCCACCAGGGAGAAGACUCAGUCACUUGCAGCCUUGUUUCUAGAAAAAGUACGUGGCUUCGAUGACUUUCUGUGGAAAGCAGAGAUGAGGGAGCUUGACGUGGGCACCUGUGCAGCCAGCCAGACCCUCCUGCAGGACCCUGGCCACCUCUCAGUUCCCACAGAGCAGCCUGGGGCGGUGCAGCAGUUUAUCACCCUGAUCCGUCGUCAGAUUUCCAAUGACUUCCGAGACCUGCCAACUCUCUUCAUUCACGGGGUGGAGGCCUGUCUGAUGUCCCUAAUUAUGGGCUUCCUCUACUAUGGCCACGGGGCCAUCAAGCUCUCCUUUAUGGACAUGGCAGCCCUCUUAUUCAUGAUUGGAGCACUCAUCCCUUUCAACGUGAUUCUGGAUGUCAUCUCUAAAUGUCACUCGGAGAGGGCGAUGCUUUACCACGAACUGGAAGAUGGACUGUACACAGCUGGUCCAUAUUUCUUUGCCAAGAUCCUCGGGGAGCUGCCAGAGCACUGUGCCUACAUCAUCAUCUAUGUGAUGCCCAUCUACUGGCUGGCCAACCUGCGGCCGGGCCUGGAGUCCUUCCUGCUGUACUUCCUGCUGGUGUGGCUGGUGGUCUUCUGCUGCAGGGCCAUGGCCCUGGCUGCCGCCGCCAUGCUGCCCACUUUCCACACGUCCUCCUUCUUCUGCAACGCUCUCUACAACUCCUUCUACCUCACCGGGGGCUUCAUGAUAAACCUGGACAACCUGUGGAUAGCGCCUGCUUGGAUCGCCAAGGUGUCCUUCCUCCGGUGGUGUUUCGCAGGGCUGAUGCAGAUCCAGUUUAAUGGAGUCCUAUUUACCACGCAGAUCGGCAACCUCACUUUCUCUGUCCCAGGAGAGAUGCUCGUCAAUGCCAUGGACCUGAAUUCACACCCGCUCUACGCCAUCUACCUCAUCCUCAUUAGCAUCAGCGGAGGCUUCCUGCUCCUCUACUAUAUUUCCUUAAGGUUCAUCAAACAGAAGUCAAGCCAAGACUGGUGAUUCAUGACCGGGCACGGUGGCACACACCUGUAAUCCCAGUGACAAGAGAGGCUGCGGCAGGAGGAUCAAAAGUUUGAGACCAGGCCUCAGCAAUUCAGCAAGAUGCUCAACAACUUGGUGAGACCCUGUCUCAAAAUAAAAAACAAAAAGAAAAGGAACUGAGAUGCAGCUCAGUGGUAAAGUGCCCCUGAAUUCGAUUCCCAGUACCAAUCCCCUUCCUGCAAAAAUUGGUAGUUCAUACCUAGACCCCUGCCUGCUGAUGGGGACUCUUUGACAGCACUCCCUCUCUUCCUCCAAAGGAGCCCCUUCCCGGUGACAAUGAGGCUAAUAAUGAUAAAGAUGCUCAGCUACAUCCAGCCCCGGACUGCAGUGGCACAGGUCAGCCACAGGAUGGCAGUAGAAUAAAGACAGUUGAAAGGAAUUUCUGAUCACUGGCCAGAGUUUGUGAUAGUUGGGAGUGAGAAAACCAGUACUUGGUGGCGCCUACAAUGUUGCUAAUUUAUUUCCUUUGGAUAUGUCUUCACAUAGGCAACUCAGCAUGGGUGGGGAUAAAAUUAGGUAAAAAUUAAGUAGCUGGACUCUGCAGGAAUUACUAGAACCCAAAGUGUACAAUAACAUCAUAUUUUGCAAAAUCUCUAGCCUCAAUUUCCAGUGUCCCCAUAACUCUAUGUUCGGUCACUCUCAAUAUGGAAAGUGACCUAAAACAUAUCAUAUAAAUGCCACUUCUUCUUUCUGUGUGGAGUCAUGGACUCCAAGAGCCAAAAUGAAAAUUAAAGAUUUAUUGAGCAUCUACUCUGUAGCAGGUAUGGUACAAAACACUUUAUGUUGAUGCCAUUAUUCAUUUUCAGAACAACCCAUUUUAUAGGUGAGGACACUGAGAGACAAACUCAGUUUGCCAGGGUUAUAUAAUUUCUAUGCAGCACAGGCAUGUGGGGGGUCAGAAAAGCCUCAGAGGUUUUUAGGAGUUAGCAGAAGGUGAGGCCUUGAACCACUGUAAGGCUUGGUAGCCCAGGAAGGCUCCAGAAGAGCCAGAAGAGAUUGUGUCAGUUCAGCUGUGCCUCAGAGUCACAUCUCAUUGGCCCUGGCUUUAUCUCAGGAGCAACCUUGAACCUCUCACAGUGAUCAGGCCCAGAUCAUAGGUUUCAUGCCUGAGUGCUGAAGACUGUCUGGUUCAAAACAGGCACACAAGAGGGAUUGUUCCCAGUGGAAAAACGAUUGUUUGUAACCAAAAGAAGCAGUAAAGUGAGUGUUUGG